AUGAACUGUGAUGAUGAUGAUGAUGAUGAUGAUGAUGAUGAUGAUGAUGAUGAUGAUGAUGAUGAUGAUGAUGAUGAUGAUGAUGAUGAUGAUGAUGAUGAUGAUGAUGAUGAUGAUGAUGAUGAUGAUGAUGAUGAUGAUGAUGAUGAUGAUGAUGAUGAUGAUGAUGAUGAUGAUGAUGAUGAUGAUGAUGAUGAUGAUGAUGAUGAUGAUGAUGAUGAUGAUGAUGAUGAUGAUGAUGAUGAUGAUGAUGAUGAUGAUGAUGAUGAUGAUGAUGAUGAUGAUGAUGAUGAUGAUGAUGAUGAUGAUGAUGAUGAUGAUGAUGAUGAUGGGAAUAAAAUGCCCUAUUUACCACAAUAA
Molecule: messenger RNA, 360 nt
Organism: Schistosoma guineensis
Lineage: Eukaryota; Metazoa; Platyhelminthes; Trematoda; Strigeidida; Schistosomatidae
Source: the annotation of a GenBank genome assembly